UUAAAGCUGAUUCCCAAUAGGAGCCAAGGGUGCAUUGGACCACUAGGCAACGAAUUUCAGAGCAAAGGAUAAGAAGGAAAACCACCCCAAUAUUCCAUCGGGAAUGGGAGCUCCGGCGAUGCAUGCCAAGUCAGAGUCGGAGGUGACGAGCGUCGACGCCUACUCGCCGCCGCGAUCCCCCAGGCGUGCGCUCUACUACGUGCAAAGCCCACCCCAUGACCCGGAAAAGAUGUCAUACGGGUCGAGCCCCUGCGGGUCGCCCACCCGUAACUACCAGUACCACUGUUCCCCCAUUCACCACUCCCGAGAGUCAUCCACCUCCAGAUUCUCUGCCUACCUCAACAACAAGACGACGGCCAGUAGAAAUGUUAACCCGCCGCCGCCUUGGAAGCGAUUGGCGCCACCGACUGAUCCAGACGACUGCCGGGAAGAAGAGGAGGAAGGAGACGGCCAAGCCCAUUCCUCCUUCAAGUUCUACCUCCUCUGCUUUCUGUUCUGUUUCGUUCUUCUCUUCUCCAUCUUUUCCCUCAUUCUCUGGGCUGCCAGCACGCCUUACGCGCCUAGAAUCUCCGUCAAGAGUAUGAAAUUUGAGCAUUUUAACGUGCAAGCUGGAAUCGACGGAAGCGGUGUGCAAACGGAUAUGCUGAGUUUGAAUUCAACGGUGAAGAUCUUCUUUCGGAAUCCCGCCACUUUCUUUGGCGUGCAUGUUACGGCCACCCCUCUCCGGCUUUACUACUACAACCUCAACAUUGCCACCGGUCACAUUAAAAACUUCUAUGAGGCAAGGAAAAGCAAGCGGGUAUUGGUGACAGUUGUGGAAGGAUACCAGAUUCCGGUGUAUGGGGCGGUGCCGAUCGUCGGUGGCGGUGACGACGGCGACACUGUGUCUGUACCGCUCAACCUAACUUUUGUCAUUCGCUCACGGGCCUAUAUUUUGGGCCGGUUGGUCAAGUCCAAAUUCUACACCCAUGUUUUAUGCCAAGUUGCUCUAAGCGGAAACCAUGUCGGAAAGCCCAUUAACCUGACUACUCCUGGAUCUUGUACUUAUCAUUGAAAAUAUUUACAAAGAUAUAUUGCUUAAAUUAUUUAUUAAUUUACUGCAUCUUCUUGCAAUGCAGUUAUUGUUAUCCGGGAAGUUAAACUAAUCAGGCAUAGCUAGUUUUGU
Molecule: messenger RNA, 1165 nt
Organism: Cuscuta europaea
Lineage: Eukaryota; Viridiplantae; Streptophyta; Magnoliopsida; Solanales; Convolvulaceae
Source: the annotation of a GenBank genome assembly